Molecule: messenger RNA, 3029 nt
Organism: Bemisia tabaci
Lineage: Eukaryota; Metazoa; Arthropoda; Insecta; Hemiptera; Aleyrodidae
Gene: Rchy1
Product: Ring finger and CHY zinc finger domain containing 1
Biological process (GO): ubiquitin-dependent protein catabolic process; protein ubiquitination
Cellular component (GO): nucleus
Molecular function (GO): ubiquitin protein ligase activity; zinc ion binding
Source: RefSeq, a predicted model, not a curated record
UUUUUGCAGGACAGGAUUGUAAAAUUUUUUGUCCUCAUCCACAUUGCAUUACCACCUCGCAGUCACUUUCCUACUUCCCCAUGGCGCCGAACUUCAAUCAGUUAGUGAUUAGCUAUGUUUAUUUUUCUCAUUAAUUUGAUUAAGUGUUUGUUCUCCAGGUUAGUAAUCUAUUUACCGUCGUAUCUUCAAAUCAGUGACAGCGCAGAGAUGGAACUUGACCAACCCAACAACUCGCAAUCAGAAAUCGCAAAGCAUGGUUGUACUCACUACCAAAGGAAAUCUAAGUUUGUGACUCCAUGUUGUGACAAAGUAUAUCCAUGCAGAGUCUGUCAUGAUGACAAUGAGUCCCAUACGCUGAAUCGGAAAGAAGUUUCCGAGCUCAUAUGUUGUGAAUGUGAAACACGUCAAAAGGUUCAAGCAACUUGUGAAAAUUGCUCAAUUGAUUUUGGAAAAUACACCUGUCUAGAAUGUCGAUUGUUUGAUGAUGUGGAUAAGAAGCAGUAUCAUUGUGAAGGUUGUGGGAUUUGCCGCGUCGGAGGUAGAGACAAUUUUUUCCACUGUUUCAAAUGCAAUUUAUGUCUACCAAAUAGUAUCAAAGACUCUCAUAAGUGUAUUGAGAAUGUCUCUCGUGGAGAUUGCCCUGUCUGCAUGGAAGAUCUUCAUACAUCUCGGCAAGGUCUUCUUGUUCCCUCUUGUGGUCACAUUAUCCACAAGAAAUGUCAGAAGGACAUGUUUGAAGCAGGAUUCUACAACUGUCCACUAUGUCUAAUUACUAUACCAGACAUGUCACAGUACUGGGCGGAACUUGAUGCGAGAAUUGCAGAGGCUCCUAUGCCUAAAAAGUACAAGGAUAAGAAAGUGGACAUUCUGUGCAGAGACUGUCAUAAGAACUCCACUGCUCCAUUCCAUGUCUAUGGACUAAAAUGUUCUCAUUGUGGAUCUUACAACACAUGCUGAAGAUCAUGAACUCAUGAUGUUAAGGAUGCAAGCUGUUUUUUCUGUCUGUCCUCAUCUGGAAGUGCAUAUGGACCGAAAACUACAAAAACAUAUAUCUCGAUUGUGGUUUCUCUUAAUUUGUAAAAAUUAAGAUAAAAACAGCAUCAUUCCUAGAAGUUUUCAUAGAAUUUUUUCUGCGCAGAGAAGAAAUAUCUCAAAACCUCUUGGGAAUUUACAUUAAAUAGUUUUUCAUUUAAAGAAUAAAGUCUGACAGAAACUCUGCAAUAUUGCAAACCGAGAUACAUGGUUUUAGAGUUUCACUAUGGAAAUACUUGCUCGAAUACUUAGUUUGAAUACACCCAAAGAAAUGUCCUUAUGUAAUCUGCUUUCAAUAACUUUUCAAUUCCCUCCCAUCAAUGAAGGCAGUAAAGUUAGUCAAAUAUUAAACUGGAAAGUUCAAGGGAAUCCUCUCCAUUCUGUGAUUAAAGUGUGAUACCUUGUUUAGUCAGUUUUCCUGUCUUAAAAGAUGCUAGUAAAUUCCCCAUCAAUCUCGUUAAUCAAUGCCUAAUAUUUUAUUGUUCUUUUUCUAUCAUUUUUCAAUCGUUGUUUUCAAUUUUUCUGGUUCUAUCAUUUUUAUCAGAUUGUUUGAUUUCCUGCGGUGUCGCUUGAAGAGUUUUGAAUUCCGCCAGCUGACUACUCAGCAAUAAUAUAACGAGCUGCAGGGAAAUAAAUCAAACAGCUGUCCAAAUAGGAUAGGCAGUGUGUCUCAAUAGUUAAUGAUACAGCCAGAGGUCAGUUCUCUCUAUUAAACAGCUUAUGGACAGAGUUCAACAGAAAUUUACCAAGUCGCAUCAAGUUUGAACCGAAAAGAAAAUAUUUGAAGUUUAAUUCAGCCGCAAGACUCAUCCUUAAGAACGAAAUAGAACAGCUUUUUUCAAGUUCAAAAUAUAUUUUUCUCAACCUUGAAAUUUUAAGUGAAGAUUUACGACACAUUGAAUUUAAAACAGCCACAACCAACUUUUUCUUUCAAGUGCAACACUGUGCAUUUCUGUUCAACGCAGUCCAUAUAAUCAUUGGAUAUUUAAAUGCUGGCAUUAGAGGUUUGAUAUUUUUGUUCUUUAAUGAGCUAAAGUUAACCUGCAAAUAUGAAGUCAUUUAAUUCUUAUUGAAAGCUCUAACUAAUAUCUCUAAUGUUGAAAAUGGUUUAACGGUGCUAUUGUCUUGCAUCUAUUUGCUCUGCAAAGUUCUGUGAAAAAAUAUCUCCGCUCCAACACUACAGAGCAGCCGAGCAUUUGAAUGUUGCCAAAUUUCUUCCAAUAAAAAGAAUUUUUUAGUGAAGUUGUGAAUAUAUUUGUACUUUUAAUUCUCAGACACUUUAGAUUAGAUUGCGAAUAAAGUUUCUGAAAAAUAUUUGCACGUUUUACUGCAAAUUCAUGUUUUAUCAAAGAUUUGGUAACGACUGAAGGCUUACAAGGCAUUUCUCCCUAGCACAGCUGAAGACAGCAGUACAAUUUCUUUCGUUAUUAAUGUAGACAAAAUUCAUCACUCUUUACAAUCAACUUUUAUCAAUUUGUCUUGCAAUUUUUACGAUACCUCCAAUCAUCGCUUUUUUUCUUAUUACUUUAUUUGUACUGUCUCCUCUGUAGAAAAUGUUCAAAUUUCUAUAGUUUGAGUUUUGUCAUCCUUCAUCACAUCAUAUUCCAUGUGUUAUGUGCAUUUCCUAUUCAAAUGAAAAAUAAUCUUCACAAUAACAUUUCUCCUAUUGAUUAUUUCUCCAUAAAAAAAAAAAAAUGAUCUAUCGUGUAUUGAAAUCUUUACGACUCGUUUAAUCAUUGUAUUUUUCCUGGCUAUUAUUUCUGCAUUAAAAAAAAAAAAAAAAAAAAAAAAAAAAAAAAAAAAAAAAAAAAUAUUAAUCAGGUAAUGUAAUCUUUACGAUUCAUUCAAUCAUUGUUUUACUUUAUUUUUAUUGUCUUCGUAGAAGAACUUCAGGUUUGUGUUAUAUCCUUAACACAAACAUUUUGUGUUCAUUACACCUUAUUCAUCGUGCUAUUUUUUUCAUUUUCCAUUCAAUAAAUAAUAUUCUACAUAAAUAA